AUGCCGGACUUUAUUGAUGCCGACACGGAAGCUGACCUCUUACGCAACAUCUACUCAGUCCCUGAACGUCGCUGGCAACGUCUCGGCAACAGACGACUGCAGAUCUGGGGUGGAACGCCACACGUCAAGGGCAUGAUUGCUGAAGAAAUCCCCAAGUGGUUGCAUUCCCUCAUGGACCGGAUAUCUGACUUGGGCGUCUUUGGACCCUACCGAGCCAACCAUGUGCUCAUCAAUGAAUACAAAUCCGGUCAGGGCAUAAUGCCGCAUCACGACGGCUCCCUGUACUACCCGGUCGUCACCACAGUGAAUCUUGGCGGCCACAGCGUCCUGGACUUCUAUAAUCCAAUAGAAGCAGAACAGAGUGCUGCACUCUCCGAUCGGUAUGUGGGCUCUGCCCUCCUAAUGCCUCGCAGUCUGAACAUGGUCGGUGACCUGCUCUACACGCACUAUUUACAUGGCAUCGAGGAACGCCAAUCUGAUCUUCUCUACACCGAUGCUGCGGGCGACUCUGCGCCUACACAAGAAUCAAAGCUCGAGGAGGUGGAGGCCGAGGAGGAACGAGAUCUUACGAAGCACAUUUUUAACCUUCCGAGCUCUCCUCUUCCUCGGUUGGUGAACGGGUCGCUUACCCGUGAAAACCGCAUCUCUGUCACUAUUCGCCAUGUGCCAAACACGCGAAAAGUGGACUUGCGUCGGCUAGAGUAA
This is a messenger RNA of Dibothriocephalus latus, 705 nucleotides long. The record is from the annotation of a GenBank genome assembly. NCBI's taxonomy places the organism in Eukaryota, Metazoa, Platyhelminthes, Cestoda, Diphyllobothriidea, Diphyllobothriidae.